This is a messenger RNA of Diabrotica virgifera virgifera (western corn rootworm), 923 nucleotides long. Its product is annotated as shematrin-like protein 2. Lineage: Eukaryota; Metazoa; Arthropoda; Insecta; Coleoptera; Chrysomelidae. The record is from RefSeq and is a predicted model, not a curated record. The transcript has 4 exons. Bases 147 to 821 code for a protein of 224 amino acids.
UAACUACCGGAUUAUGAAAUAGCGGUUUUCCAUUUAAAAAAAUGUAUCGUUUCCUAAUUAUGAGCAAGUAAGGUCGAUUCUGAACUAUAUAAGCUGGGGUUGAUACCGAAACUUUAUCUUGUGGUCUAACAACACCGAGCAACAACAUGAACACUCUUUUUGUAGCCAUCUUCGCCACUUUGGCUGUUGCCGCCAGUGCUGGAGGUAUUGGACCUCUUGGACUUGGAGUUGGAGGACUAGGUCUUGGAGUUGGAGGACUAGGUCUUGGACUAGGAGGUCACGGAAUCGGCUUAGCUGGUCCCGUCGGUUUAGCUGGCCCCGUCGGUCUAGCCGGUCCCGUUGGUCUUGGUCUUGGAGUACCAGCCCUAGGAGUCGGUGCUCCUCUCGGUUUGGGACUGGGACUUGGACAUGGAGUCAAAGUAGCCGCCGUACCCGUACCCGCCGUCAGAGUAGUUGAAGCUUCCGGAGUAGUCACUGGAGCUGGAGCUGCUGGACCAUCUGGAGUCGUUACUGGAGCUGGUGCUGUUGGACCUUCAGGAAUCGUAACUGGACAUGGAGCUGUAGGACCCACCGGUCCCAACGGUAGAGGUGUCGCCAUCGCUGCCCCCGUUGCCGUUGCAGCUCCAGCUGUAGCUGUAGCCCCCGCAGCCGUCGGUGUUGUCGGUGUUCCCGCCCUUGGUUUGGGUCUCGGUAGAGUCGGACUUGGACUCGGAGGACACGGACUCGCCGGAAUCGGAGGACUCGGAGGACUCGGUUUGGGAAUCGGUCACGGAGUCGGACUCGGGCUCGGACUCGGUGGUCACGGAGUUAGAGCUUGGUAAAUUGUUGUUGCCGUUUAGGAUUUUUUAAUUGUGAUGAAAAACUGCCAUGAUCUAUUUUUGUAUUUAUUUAUUUAGUGUUCAAUAAAAUAAGUUGCGUCAUAA